Messenger RNA from Rana temporaria (common frog), 2891 nucleotides. It is a transcript of the gene CDV3, whose product is annotated as CDV3 homolog. The record is from RefSeq and is a predicted model, not a curated record. The transcript has 5 exons. Lineage: Eukaryota; Metazoa; Chordata; Amphibia; Anura; Ranidae. Bases 145 to 885 code for a protein of 246 amino acids. Gene Ontology annotation, cellular component: cytoplasm.
ACCAGCGCAGUCAUGAUGGCUUAACCCGGGUGUGGGCAGCGCUUCCGGCCUCGCCGCUCUAGUCAGUGUGACCGGUGUGUACCGUGCGCAGCGCUCUCCUAGGCUCGAAGCCCUUUUCUGUCGUGUGUCACUGCUACCGGCGCCAUGGCUGAACCCAAAGAAAGGAGCCUGGACGAUUUCUUCGCCAAGAGGGACAAAAAGAAGAAGAAAGAGAAGGGCGGCGUGGCCGCCAGUAGUGCGGCCCCCAGCAGGGGGGGAGCCAGGCCGCCGGACGGGUCACAGUCCACGUUAGUGUCCCUGAGCAGCGGGGGGCCCAAGAGCGUUAGAAAGGACAAGGCCCCCAGGACCGAGGCUCAGGAGAGGCAGUAUCAGGAGAAGAAGGAAGACGAUGAGUGGAAAGAAUUUGAGCAAAAAGAAGUAGAUUACAGUGGACUUAGACUUCACUCACUACAGAUAAGCAAUGAAAAAGAUGAUGAUGACAAUGAAAAGAAGGAAGAACAAGGGAUAGAUUGGGAAGAGACAGGUGGCUCUGGCUCAGAUAAGGCACAGGGGCCUUGGAAUAAGACUGCUUCUGCUCAGCCUACUGUCAAUUUUGUAACCGAAGUUGCAGAACCUGCACAGGUCAGUGGCGGCGUAUAUAGACCCCCUGCUGCUAGAGUGUCAACUACAACACGGAAACCCCAAGGCCCCCCUGAAAUUUAUAGUGAUUCCCAGUUCCCAUCACUGCAAUCCACCGCCAAGCAUAUAGAGUCCCGCAGGGAUAAAGAGAUGGAGAAGACUUUUGAAAUCGUGAAGCAUAAAAACCGUGGAAGAGAAGAGGCAGGAAAGAACCCGGCUGUCCGCCUUCAGUUAGACAACCAGUAUGCUGUUCUAGGUGAACAGUAAAGCCCCCAAAAAACAUUCUGCAUAAGAUCUUUGAUAACUUGCCCACUAAGGUAAACAAACUACAGCUCUUGGACCGAGAUCAUCUGAACUGUGUGAUCUUCAACGCAACACACUGGAUGAUGCAAAUGACUGAAUCUAACAAUGUUCAAAAAAUAUCGCAUUACUCUUGCAAUGCUACGCAUUCUUCCCUGCUUCCUUGUUAUGGGAACAAGUGUCUUGUGAGACACUACCUGAACAAGAAUUCCUGGUGUUCACAUACAACACAUCUAUGAAGAGAAUGGAAUGGCAGCAUUCAGUGGUUAUUAAAAUCGGUUAUGCUGGGCCUCCACAAGGUUGACUACCUCAGUUUUGUUAUGCUCAUAGCGGAUACCACAAGGAUUGCUGUCUUGCAUAAAGCAGAGAUUGUAUGUUUCAAAUGGCUGUGUUGGAACAAGAAAUGGAGAGGUUCCUUUUUUUUGUUUUGGCACAGCUAUUAAAACAAGACAUCAUCUUUUUACAUUUUGUCUGCUUUGUGUCAAUCAUUUAUAAGUGACCUUACAGGAAGUUGGUCAAGACCCUAUUAUUGUCUUUUUAUUAAGAUGGGUAAUUGACACAGGUCUAUAUAGAGUCUAGUGCAAAGCUGUAGUUUGUUACCUCUAUUAUAGUGGGUUUUAAAGCCUGGAAACAAGAACAAUUAAAAAAAAAAACACAAAAAAACAAAACAAAAAAAAAACAGCGAUAGCAAUGCCAUAAAUUGUGCUUCCCUGUUAUACCAUUCUCACAAAACAGGCAUUUAUAAGAACAGUAGUUGAAUAGUUUUGUAAAUGUAUCCAGCAGUGAGACUUGUGGCAUAACAGAGAAGCACUCUAAACUUGUUACUCCUUCAUUCUGCAAUAUUUGGAUCUUUUGCUAAGCUGAGAAUAGGCAGUCUGCAAUACCCAUUCCCCCAUGCUCCCCAAAAGCACUAUCAGAUGGUGAUGGUAUCCCCACUAGCUUGUGGGUCAAAGGAGGAUUUGCUGAGUGCUUGAUUCAUCAUGCACAUUGAAAGAUUUAUCUGAUAAAGUUGUUUUAUAUAGGGUGAAAGUGGUAAUCACAACUAUUAUACAAGUUUCCCUGUUUGAGGUUCACAACUAUAUGCAAAAGUUCCAGGUUUGACUGAAGCCAACACUUACAAUUUUUAUGUAUGGCUUUAUGAGUUGGUCAGCAACAGGUUGUUAAAUUGAUCUCCCCUUGGUUUUAGCUGUGAAUUCUUCUUUUUUUUUUUUUUUUUUGGGGUAAACCUGUAUUAAAAAUUUAGUGGCUUUAUCCCAUCACUUGACCGGGCCCUGUCAAGCUUCUAGUAGCAGGACUUUGUUCCUUUUGGUGUGGAUGACCUUUUAAAGUAAACACGCCCUUACAAAGUAUGUGCAGCCAUUAUGUAUUUGGCUCUGAAAGUUGGUUUCUGCCAAUGUGGAGAGGCUUGGGUAUUUUCUUAUGUUGAGUUAUUUUUUCAUAAUGGCUGAUUUACAUUAAGAACUGCUUUUAUGUCAUAAUUUUUUGCAAUGUAUAGCUAAACUACAGAUUACUUGCUUGGCACAAAACAUUCCCCCUAUCUGGUGGACUUCUCAUCAUAAACACUCCAUUGCUCCUUUAGGCUGGGUUCACGUAUGAACACGCAGCGGCUCACAGCAAGAGUACAGUGCGUCCUCGUUCACUUUCAGGUCUGACUUUUUGGCUGAAAUGGACCGAAAGACGCACAGGAGCCGCUGCAGAAAUAUGUGAACCGGCUCCAUAGAGAGCCAAUCGCAAUAUCCUGCUAUUGCCAAUUGGAUGCGGGCAAGCCGCAUCCAAUUCGUACUGUGAACCCAUCCCUUAAUCUACAAAAGUCACUUCAGGAACAGUCAUUUUGAUACCAUUUUUAACAUUCCAGUAAAAUGGAAGUUCUGGGGGGCAGGACUAGUAUUCCACUGCCUGGCUGAAAGUGCUACACCUGUAGUGACUAAGCACCAUGUUGAUUUGUUUGCCAAAUAAACUGAAGUUUAGCCUAA